This is a messenger RNA of Mauremys reevesii (Reeves's turtle), 8400 nucleotides long. RefSeq names its product ankyrin repeat and FYVE domain containing 1 (gene ANKFY1). NCBI's taxonomy places the organism in Eukaryota, Metazoa, Chordata, Testudines, Geoemydidae. Gene Ontology annotation, molecular function: metal ion binding; protein binding. The record is from RefSeq and is a predicted model, not a curated record. The transcript is spliced from 25 exons. Bases 127 to 3633 code for a protein of 1168 amino acids.
GGCGGGAAACCUAGGCUCCCGGCUCGCGUUGGGAGGGGCGAGGUCGGGUCUCACUCUCGCGAGAGCGCUCGGCCAAGGGGCCCUGCGCGGUGGCUCUCGCGAGAGGCGCAGGCGGCCGGACCCAACAUGGCGGACGAGGAGGUGGCCAAGUUGGAGAAGCACUUAAUGCUUCUCCGCCAGGAGUAUGUAAAGCUGCAGAAGAAGCUAGCUGAUACAGAGAGGAGAUAUACUCUGUUGGCUGCCCAGUCUAACAAAGAGAAUGCAAGUGACUCUUUCAUCAGUCGACUUCUCACCAUUGUAGCUGAGCUUUAUGAACAGGAGCAGUAUAGUGAUCUGAAGAUAAAGGUUGGGGACAAGCACAUCAGAGCUCACAAAUUUGUGUUGGCAGCCCGCAGUGAGACUUGGAGUCUAGCCAACCUAACAUCAACUGAGGAACUGGAUCUGUCAGAUGCAGAACCUGAGGUGACCAUGGCAAUGCUGCGUUGGAUCUACACAGAUGAGCUAGAACUGAGAGAAGAUGAUGUAUUCUUGACAGAACUGAUGAAAUUAGCUAAUCGGUUUCAACUACAACUCCUCAGGGAAAGGUGUGAAAAAGGAGUCAUGUCACUAGUAAAUGUCAGGAACUGCAUUCGUUUCUAUCAGACUGCGGAGGAGCUAAAUGCUAGCACUUUAUUGAACUACUGUGCUGAAAUAAUAGCUAGUCACUGGGAUGACUUGCGGAAAGAAGACUUCAGCAGUAUGAGUGCUCAGCUAUUGUAUAAAAUGUUCAAAUCCAAGACUGAAUAUCCUUUGCAUAAAGCUAUUAAAGUGGAGAGAGAAGAUGUUGUUUUCCUGUAUCUUAUUGAAAUGGAUUCACAGCUGCCAGGGAAGCUCAAUGAACUGGAUCACAAUGGAGACCUUGCUUUAGAUUUAGCCCUCUCCCGAAGAUUGGAAAGUAUUGCAACAACACUGGUCAAUUACAAAGCUGAUGUGGAUAUGGUGGACAAGAAAGGCUGGAGUCUGUUACACAAAGCCAUCCAAAGAGGAGAUAAGUUUUCUGCCAAUUUUCUCAUUAAAAAUGGUGCCCGUGUGAAUGCUGCUACACUGGGAGACCAGGAGACUCCUCUACACCUUGUUGCAUCAUACAGCCCCAGGAAGCACUUGCCAGAUGUGAUGUCAGAGAUGGCACAGAUUGCAGAGUCCCUCUUGCAGGCUGGAGCCAAUCCAAACAUGCAAGACUGCAAAGGAAGGACCCCAUUACAUGCAUCAAUUGUUGUUAGGAAUGAACUUGUAUUCAGUCAGCUUCUCCAGUGCAAACAAUUAGACUUAGAGUUGAAGGAUCAUGAGGGAAGCACAGCUCUAUGGCUUGCAGUUCAGUAUAUCAAAGUGUCUUCUGACCUGUCCAUAAACCCUUUUGACGAUGUCCCUGUUGUAAAUGGAACCUCCUUUGAUGACAAUAGCUUUGCAGCAAGACUAAUCCAGCGAGGCAGCAAUACAGAUGCACCUGACACAGUAACAGGAAACUGCUUAUUGCAGAGAGCAGCUGGAGCUGGAAAUGAGGCAGCUGCUCUCUUCCUGGCAACCCAUGGGGCAAAAGUGAACCAUAGAAACAAAUGGGGAGAAACUCCAUUGCAUACAUCUUGUCGGCAUGGCCUAUCAAACCUUACGGCAGAGCUUCUGCAACAAGGAGCCAACCCUAAUAUCCAGACUGAAGAAGCAGUGCCUAGUCAGAAGGAUGCAUCCUCACCACCUGCAUCAGAGAAUGUGUAUCUGCAAACUCCCCUUCAUAUGGCUAUAGCAUAUAACCAUCCUGAUGUGGUAUCAGUCAUACUGGAGCAAAAAGCUAAUGCCCUUCAUGCUACCAACAACUUGCAAAUCAUUCCUGACUUCAGUCUCAAGGACUCCAGAGACCAGACCGUAUUGGGACUAGCAUUAUGGACCGGCAUGCACACCAUAGCAGCUCAGCUACUUGGGUCUGGUGCAUCCAUCAAUGACACAAUGUCAGAUGGACAGACUCUGUUACAUAUGGCAAUACAGAGACAGGAUAGCAAGAGUGCUCUCUUCUUGCUGGAACAUCAAGCAGAUAUAAAUGUCAGAACUCAGGAUGGAGAGACUGCUCUUCAGCUAGCUAUAAAAAACCAGCUUCCUCUUGUGGUUGAUGCUAUUUGUACCAGAGGGGCAGACAUGUCCGUGCCAGAUGAGAAAGGGAAUCCUCCCCUAUGGCUUGCCCUGGAAAAUAAUUUGGAAGAUAUUGCAUCGACUCUGGUAAGACAUGGCUGUGAUGCAACUUGCUGGGGUCCAGGACCAGGUGGAUGCUUACAGACACUUCUGCACAGAUCUAUUGAUGAAAACAGUGAACAAAUAGCAUGCUUCCUUAUUCGCAGUGGUUGUGAUGUAAAUAGUCCUAGACAGCCAGGUGCUAAUGGAGAAGGAGAAGAGGAAGCUCGUGAUGGACAGACACCUCUGCAUUUGGCAGCUUGCUGGGGGCUGGAAGAGGCAGUACAGUGCCUUCUGGAGUUUGGUGCCAAUGUAAAUGCACAGGAUGCAGAGGGAAGAACUCCAAUCCAUGUUGCCAUUAGCAACCAGCAUAAUGUCAUCAUUCAGCUGAUGAUUUCACAUCCAGAAAUCAGAUUGAAUAUGCGUGACCGGCAGGGCAUGACUCCAUUUGCAUGUGCUAUGACCUACAAGAAUAACAAAGCAGCAGAGGCAAUCCUGAAGCGGGAGGCAGGAGCUGCUGAGCAGGUGGAUAACAAAGGUCGGAACUUCCUCCACAUAGCUGUUCAGAACUCUGAUAUCGAGAGUGUGCUCUUCCUGAUCAGCGUCCAAGCUAAUGUGAAUUCUAGAGUCCAGGAUGCUUCUAAGCUAACACCUUUGCAUCUAGCUGUACAAGCGGGCUCAGAAAUUAUUGUGCGCAAUCUGCUUCUUGCAGGUGCGAAGGUGAAUGAGCUGACUAAGCACCGCCAGACUGCUCUCCACCUAGCUGCUCAGCAGGACCUGCCCACUAUUUGCUCUGUCCUUCUAGAGAAUGGAGUAGACUUCGCGGCUGUGGAUGAAAAUGGAAAUAACGCUCUUCAUCUGGCCGUGAUGCAUGGUCGUCUAAACAAUAUCCGUAUCCUGCUGACAGAAUGUAAUGUGGAUGCUGAAGCCUUUAAUCUUCGAGGUCAGUCACCAAUGCACAUUCUGGGACACUAUGGGAAAGAUAAUGCAGCAGCCAUCUGUGAGCUUUUCUUAGAAUGUAUGCCAGAAUAUCCUCUAGACAAACCUGAUGCUGAAGGAAACACAGUGCUUCUCUUGGCCUAUAUGAAGGGAAAUGCUAACUUGUGCCGUGCUAUAGUGAGAGCUGGGGCUCGUCUUGGGGUUAACAAUAACCAAGGAGUCAAUAUCUUCAACUACCAAGUUGCUACAAAACAGCUUCUCUUUAGACUCUUGGAUAUGCUGUCAAAAGAACCUCCCUGGUGUGAUGGCUCCAACUGUUAUGAAUGCACUGCCAAGUUUGGAGUCACAACAAGGAAGCAUCAUUGCCGCCACUGUGGACGUCUGCUCUGCCAUAGAUGCUCAACAAAGGAGAUUCCCAUCAUAAAGUUUGACUUAAACAAGCCUGUUAGAGUUUGCAACAUCUGCUUUGACGUCUUGACUCUGGGAGGAGUCUCCUAGUAUGUUGUAGGAGUAGGGGGAUUUUCGGUCAGUGCUCUUCAGACAGCAACUCUACUAGCAAGCCCUGGACGCAGGAAAGGGGAGGCCUAUACAUGUCUUCCUUUGGCAAUAGACUGAACUAAUUAAGGACCAUGUUAUGAUAUAUUCCAGUAUAAAUGAUUUUGUAUGACUAUAAAUGUGUUGGGCUGUGAUAGACUUCACUGGUAAACGAAUUGGAGUGAUAAACCUGAAUUGAGUUAGACCCUCCUAGUUGCCACAGGCAUGGAAAUUAAAAUUGCAUUAGCCUGGUGUCCUGUAUGGAUCAAAAUAACAGGUCUGUGCUUGCCCUGGUGUAUUGCAUUGAGCUACUCUAAAGUCGCCAUUUUCAGGCUAUUUAAUAAGAGGUGGCACUAAGUUUCAAGGGUAAAUAGUAACUUUGCGUUGUCUUCAAAGAUAAGUGUUCCCUUUCUCCAUAGAAGGCUCUUUUUAUAAAACUGGACUGUGCUGUGACAGCCAUGACCCACUUUGAGUUAAAUCUUUAAACAGGGUUUAAAGGGGCAUAGCUGAAGAAUCGUGGCCUUACAAGAGAGAGCUUUACAAUAUCUCUGAUUAUAAAGGACUCAGAAUUGCAGUUCCACAUAUUGAUACCUCCUUAGUAAAUGUCCCAUUAGCUCCAGCAUGUUAAGAGGAUUUGCAGGCUCCUUUUAAUUGGCAGACGUUCUUCAUGACUGCUAGAAUUGAUGAAGUCCACUUUUUCUGUUGUACUAUUUGCAUCAGUGGUCUUUCUGGCUUUAAAACAAUUCUUGUCACUUAAGUGCUCCAAGAACAGACCUAAGCUUACACUAAUUGAAGAAGAAACACUAAAGGAAAACAGAUUGGGUAGUUGUACAAAGGAAUACUGUGCUGGAGCUGCAGUUAUGAAUCCUACAAGACUCUAGUUACUAGUGGCAUUUUUCUUGGAUCUAAAGACUAUGGUUUAAUCAGUGCACAAUGGAACCAGCAAGUCCACUAAUACAAAACAUGCUGCUUCUGCACUUCUAGACUGUCAGAACAGGUCGCCAAAUCCAGCAAAAUGGCCAGUUGUUGGCAGUAUUUGGAGGUUCACUCUCAAAUGUUAGGCAGUUGGGAUUGCAGGAAGGAGUUCUGACUGCACUGUGACACGGCCUGAUGGCAAACCUUUGCACACUAACUGCAAUGGGUUUUUUCUGGCCUGGCUGUGGUCCCUCUUAAAUACGCUGAACCUAUGAAACAAUGGCACAGGUGUCCCUCCCCCCCUACCCCCCCCAAGUAGCCCGUAAAUCACUUAGCUGCUAGUAAGCACUUACUCUGGUGAACUGGCUAUUGUAUGAUAGGUAAAGGUGUCAGUCAGUUUAAUGUGUACUUAAUUAAAAUGUGUCUUGCCUUGUUAGUUUUUUAGCCCUGGGAGAUAAAUGUAGACCAGACUACAUGCAGCAUUCCCCAUCUCUGCUCCACGAACAAAGCAGUUGUGUAUAUAUUUUUUUAGUAUUCAUUAACCACUACUAUGUGACACAGUGCGUGCAAUAGGGGUGCAGAUAUUCAUAACUUCAGUUUCCCUGUCUUUGGGAAUAGUGACAUGUCCAGUAUCUCUUGCCUAUAUAUGUAAAAUGAGCUGAUAAACCAGAGUGCUACUUUUUUAUAUUUCUGUGAUUUAUAGGAUAUUUGCUUUAUGCUAGGCAAAAUUUGGGCUUGUGCAGUAAAAUAAAGACUUGACACCCAUCUAGUGCAUUUCAGAUGGAAUUUCAGAUAGUUCACUGCUCGGUCUUCCAACAUAUGUUGGUGCAAAAACUGGAACCCUGAACUUAGUAACACUAGAGUGAAAUAAUGGACCAACUUCAUUUUCAUUCUGUAUCAGUGCAAAUCAUGUUGGUUGUAAUGGCAGUAGCCCUCUUCUUUCAGUAAAGAACAAAUACUGCCACUUUCUUAAAAGGUGGUAUUCUUCUCUAAUAUAAAGUGUCUACAGUCAGUAUAUUUAACUUUGAAUAUCAACUUGCAGCAGACGUGUUCUGAGACACUUGAGAAGGAUGGCAUGAAUGAGUCUCAAAAGCACUUAAUUACAAAGCAUGACAGCUUAAAUGAUCAAAAGAAAUCCUGGACAAUCUAAGAAUACUCAUGUAUCACUUCUGAUCAUGUUUUAAAAUGUCUAACUCAUCAUGGGUUUGCACAAGUUAAAUUCCCAUUUACCGUGUUAAAAUUGCAAAUGGAUAAAGUAUCAGCUCAAAGAAAUGACUGUCUUGUCCGUUUUAUCUGGUUGACUAACCACAUCCAGUGAUCAGGUGCAACUUUUCACAUUUGCUUGCUGUCUUUCCCACUUAAAACCUGUCAAGAGGAGGAAAGAUGCAGCACUAGAAGAUAGGAGUGGUUAUUCCAGAGUCAUUUGCAUAGUGAUUCAUAAAUGGACUUUGUUAGGAAGUUGACAAGACUUGAUCUGUCUAGUGCUUUACAGCAAUUAGUCUCAAAAGGAUUAGAAUAUUUGACUUGUAGAAUUGAGUUUUGGCCCCUUACCAUUAUCAAUAUGCUUUUUUUUUUUUUUAAAGAAGUCCAGUAAGACCCAUCUGAUUUGCAGGUUUACUUCAAUUUGGGAAGACCUCUGAGAUGUGCUUGGCAGUCUUCAUAGUAGAUCCAGAGCAGGUUUAGUUUCUCAUACUAGCCUACUCUUGCAUGUUGCAAACUCACUUUCAAGGGGUGGAGUAGAAAUUAAUGAUGGCUUUAAAAAUGCAACACUCGUAAAUCCUACCUAGCACUUUUAAAGUACACCAGCAUUCAUUCUAAAACGGUCCUCUAUGCCUCACUGGAAUUUAAAGGCAAGUAUGAAUAUUAAUAGCCCUUCCAUGUACAACCUGAAAUGUGCAUCUGAGAUUGAAUUCAAAGUAACUACAUUCUUUUAACAGAAAUUUGACAAAUUUAAAGUGCCUUUACUGAGUUUUCUGGGCAACUUAAAUUAUUAAACAAAUUUGUAAACAUUGUUCUCUGCCAGAUUUAACCCCCUUCCCUCCUCCCCCACACACAAGUUGAGCUAUAGGCAGCCCAAACUCCCUAGUGUGCCCCCCCAUCUUUUACCUCAUAACUAAAGACCUAAUGUUUACAUUUCCCCCCCCCCCCCAGGGGUGUGAAGUUUACCACACCUCAGCUUCACUUCCUGUAAACACUAUCUACCUGGUGUGCAUUUUUUUUUCUUCACAGCCCUUUGUGUUAGGGUUGGUAGUCAUACUCUGUUAAAGGGCACAAAUCAAGUGAAAGCUCUUGAAGAUCUCUGGUGGUGGUCUGUACAUUUCUAACUUGGCAAACAAAUAAUGCACUUCUUCCUUUUUAUGUGGUAUAUUUAUGACUGUGACCAAAAAACUCUGCCACCCCUGCUGUCCUUGGAUACUCACAACUUAGAAAAUGUUAAUCAGUCUGCUUGCAGAUGUCAAGGGUUGGAUGAGUAUGAGACUGAACUCCCUUCUUGGCCCUACAUGCAGUUUUGUUAAGGUGGGGUUUCAGGCACUUAAGGCUGAAUGGGGAAAGUUUGUGGUGCUUGUUCUGUAGUGAAAGAGGAAUUCAGUCUCCAGCAUGGUCAAUCCAGCCCCUCACCCAAGCACAAAACUCAUUCUAAUUUAAAAUUAGAAAUUGAAGUAAAAGUCUUGGAGGGGGGGGGGAAUAACCUAUUUCACUCUAGUAAAUAUGAGAAUGUGUUUUGAAAUUACUGGUGUUAAAGGUACUAACAAAGCAUUACUAAUUAACUUGCUAAAAGUUUACAGAUGCCUUAAAGACUUCCUGUAUGGAGACCAGUGGCUUGUACAACUUCCUUGUCAUGUAGCAUAUAUAAGAUCAUCUGUAUAACAAAUGAACACAGGGAGUUUUUUGUAUACCAAGUGUUUAUAUUUUGAUUCCCCUCAACAGCAAUUUGCUGCAGACCUGGAUAUUGCAACAAAUUUACUGUUGCAUGUUUUACUGAAGUGUAAAAGUAAGACCAAACUAUAAUGUGCAACUUUGUCAUUCUUGCUGUUUAUGAAAUAGUCUUAGAACAAUGGCAUUUUCUGUUCAGUCCAUUCUAAAAAUGUAUUUUUGCAAUAUUCCUACUCUGUAAUGAGUCCUUGCAACAAACUGAGGAUAACUAGAUGAAAUACAUCAUGGGCUGUAAACUUUGAUACAAAAAUACAUCAUCUAUUGCACCAGUAAUGACAAAGUGCAUCAAGAGAAGUCUUAUACCCUUAGUCAGUUCCAAGCAAGAAGGAAAAUGUUUACCAGUAAACCCUGGGAGUAAGAUUUAAUUAUAUUUCAACUUACCUUUUGUUUUGUAAAUGAUUAUCUUAACCAAAUAGUGAUUUAUUCCAGACAUCAUGUAUUGUAAAAUUCUUGUAUAAUUGCUUAACUAGCAUUAUUUGGCAGACUGACUCUUACUCUGCUGUACUCCUAAUUGACAUUAAAUUAUGCACUCAUCAAACCCCUUUCAAUAGACUUGGCUGCAGUCAUUCCUGUGUAGUCCUGAUUUCCUGUACUGCCCAGGUCUGGACCUUCAAUCAACUAGUUCGGUUCAUAGUUUUUCCCAAACCAGUUUUUAACUUCAGAUGCAUUAAAUGUAAUACUGAGUUGGAAGUUAAUUGAAAGAAAAUAAGCAAAACCAUGAGUGCAAAAGCCUGUUACACUUGGCAGAUGCCUCUUGUCAUUUAAUCCAUGCAGCUUUACUUCAAAAAGGGAAGCUCCAGAGUAACUGAAACCAGCCAAAAGCAUUUUGCUAGGAUUGUUUGAGAUGCAUAUGUUUUAACAAUAAAUAUUUGCUAAAAAUCA